Molecule: messenger RNA, 3116 nt
Organism: Vitrella brassicaformis
Lineage: Eukaryota; Vitrellaceae
Source: the annotation of a GenBank genome assembly
CUUUGAACCUCUUAUGCCAUGAUUUCAUGGUUUGAUGUUCCGCAUCGGAUUGCAUUGAGGCGGCUGCGUGCACAUCCGAUGAGGAGUAGAAAGGUGAGGGCCAUGUAACUCUGCCGCGCCGGACACCCAGAGUGCGAAGACCAUCGUCUUUCUUACCUCCCUGUCCAGUGUUGCUUUUUGUGGCCUCCAUUCGGCUCCUCGGGCGACCAGUGUCAGCCGCGGAGCCAAAGCAGCUUGUAGAAGCUUACAGAGCAAACAGCGAGAGGAGAUCUCGGCGUGUGCUCGCAAGAGAAGACCUGCAGGCAAGACAACAGCCUCAGCAAUCGUCCCGUUGCUUCGCUGCUGCGGGCUCAACUUUUCCCUUCGCACGUCGGUCGUAUUUCAGUGCUUUGAGGGAAAGAGGGCAACCGAUGAACGGUCUCGGGAGCCCCCGAGCAGAGGUGGGUGGCAAUUGGUGGGUGGCAAUUGAUCUUCUCCCAACCAAUCACUCUUUCGCCAGAUCAUCUAAGUGUUUGCUUGUCGUUUGCUCGUUCAGGGGAGGAAGCGAGGGCGGUCGAGGAAGGGCAUCACGACGGCAAACCGCAGGUACGGUGCACGGAUUCAUGUGGCACCACUUUGAUUGGCGUAUCACUGUUGGUUCAAAUGAACGGGAUGGGGACGGCCUUCAUAUCCGGACAGCUAUCGACUGAUGCUGGGCUGACUGAUGACACAUUUGCAGCUGCUCUCCAGGUACACAAGAAAUCUUCCCUGUCGGCCUCACAUCGGGUGUGUGUGUGUGUGUGUGUGCAGCCAAUGGGGUGGCCGCAUUUUUCACCCAAGCACGCGGCUGCCUUCGGCAUGGUUGGCACUGACGCGGCGCCUUUCGGUCAUUCAUUGUGCGCCGAAGGAUCUACAGCCUCACGUCAUCGCACAGGUCCACUCCCACCCUCUCUGACCCGUCAAUCGGACUCACAGGUGAAAUGACUGCACCCAAGCAAGAAACACGCCCAUAUGUCCGUCUUUUCUGUCUGUGUAUUCACCUCCAGAUGCGCACAAAGAAUGCAGUCGAGGUGACGAUCGGCGAGCGGCUCCAGCUGGUGGACGAGUUUGAGAGCCGCAAGCGAGACGGAGAAGCCAUUUCGAUGCUUCAGUUCGCCAAGGAGAAGGGCAUCACCCCGCCGACCAGAUUCAAGCAGUGGUGCAUUGACAUCAAGAAGCAGACGGCGGCCGGCAAGCAAAUCGUCGAUCCGACCAAAAAGCGCAACAGACAGCCCAAGUACCAGCCGAUCGAGGACGCGAUGUGGCAGUGGAUGGCCAGCCGUGGUGACCCAAUGAAAGUCCCCCCGAAGGACAUCAGGGCCAAGGCGAUUGAGAUCGCCAGUCGGUUGGGCAUCACUGGCUUCUCGGCGAGCGAUUCGUGGACUAAGGCCUUCAGGAAGCGGUGCCAACAGGUCAGGAAAAGACAACAAGUGAAGUAAGAGAUUCACUCUUUAUCGAUCCAUGCCUGUUUCUCAGAUUCGUUUGCCGUCCUCUGAGGCGCCUGUGUCGGCUGCAGCUGCACGUCCCCCUUCCCCAAUGCAGCCGCCCCACCCCCAUCCCCCACCCAGGCCCCUCAUCCACCAGUCGGAAGCAGCUCCAGCUGCCGCUGCUGCUGAUGCUGCCGCUGAUGCUUACAUUCGUGUGGCGGAUGGGUUCCUCGGACCGAUCACCAACCUCAGCCGACAGGUAACACACUCGGCGUGCCGACACCACGGCCGACACACCAGAAUUGAGAAGGCUACGAAUCUUUGGUCGGCUGCAGAGCACUUGGCCGGCAGAGGAUAGCGCACCUGGUGACGGCGAUCGGCCGCUUGACACACAGUCGCAGCCAUCAGAGCCACCGAACACCAUCUGAGCGACCGAGGUGGUGGAUGCGGAAGACGGUGGGUCGCCGCAAGGUCAGGAAGACAGACGGUUUCGUGAUUCUGUUUUUUGCGUUUGUGCGCGCCCAUGUAUCAACUGGCUCUCUCUCCAUAUGCCCUCGUGUUCUACAUUUCACUUCAUCGGUGUUUUGUUUCAUCUCUCUCCGUGCACUGCUCUAUCUGUGUAUGUGUGUGUGUGAUCCAUGCCCGUGUUCCUGCCUCGGUACCUGACGUCAGUAGAUGCUCUCCUUCUCUUGCCUCCUGCCUGGAUAUAUCCGCCGUGUUUAGGACGAUAGAUGCUAAGCACUACACACACAGGCGCUCUCGGGCUCCGCCUGUCUAUGUCUCUUGGGUGUCGUCGGGUUGCGAGUGACCACGCCAACUUGCUCCCUGCCUGCCUGCCUGCCUCGUGUCUGUCUGUCUGUCUGUCUCUGUGUACACACCAGAGAUGCAAUCGUACAUACGUCACUGGGCGAUACCUCGUACGCUCCUUUGCGUGAUUGGCUGCCUUCGUCUGUCUCGUCUUCCUGUGUGUGUGUGUGUGUGUGUCUCAUAGUGCCUGGCAAUGCAGAAGUGGGCUUCUUUCUCGGGCUUUCUCCGCCCCUUCACCUGCCUGCGUAGCUGCACGCGAACAGAUCUUUGCCCUUGUCUGGCCCGCACGUGUCUCGUCUCAUGCGCGUGCUUAUACCGACUCCACAGUUUUGCCGUCAGAAACAGGGCUUUUGAGCUCUGGUGUUUUGCCUUUAGAAAAAUCACGGUGACUUAGUACACAUCGGUGCGACAUGAUGAUGCACUUGUGCUCGGCGAACUCGCCAAUGCCAUGACCUCCACUUGUGCUCCGCGAGUGCCAUGACCUUUAUCGUGCUCCUGACAUGGGUAGGCUCCAUUCUGUUGCCUCCUUCCUGCCGGAGCUGUCGCAUGUUGCCUGUGUGGGUUACGAGCAAACAUAAAUGAUCGUAGAAAUGUACAACUUAUGAGCGUAUGUCUUAUGAAUUGCUCAUGGAUGGUCGGUCAGUCCCUGGUGCGUCCAUCCCAUGAGACAAACGCGUGACAAGGUGGGAGACUGCUCUCAUUUGAGAGAGACAAAAGUGUGGUGUGGCUCACUCUCUCAAAUGAGAGCAGUCUUUUGCCAUUCUCUCUAGCCUCUCCUGCUGGUGUGUUUGCUGGCUGCCUGAUAUGCGGUGUGCGUAUCGAUGAUGGACAUUUGAAACACAUGGAGAGAUACGCAAAGUAACG